Messenger RNA from Salvia miltiorrhiza (redroot sage), 1332 nucleotides. RefSeq names its product flavonol synthase/flavanone 3-hydroxylase-like. NCBI's taxonomy places the organism in Eukaryota, Viridiplantae, Streptophyta, Magnoliopsida, Lamiales, Lamiaceae. Gene Ontology annotation, molecular function: flavonol synthase activity. The coding region runs from base 182 to 1153 and encodes 323 amino acids. The transcript is spliced from 3 exons. The record is from RefSeq and is a predicted model, not a curated record. Gene Ontology annotation, biological process: response to light stimulus.
UUAUAAUUCCUUCCACCAAUCCUAUAAGUAACAUGCGAUGGACAUGACGCAAAGUUGUUAUUUCUGUUUUUCUGUUUUACUAUACCACCACCAUGUAAGAUCACUUUGACUUUUUUCUUCCAUCCCCAAAACACAAACAAAAAUUAAGUCAAUACAUACGAUUGCAAUAGAAGAAAUUAAAAUGGAAAAAGUGCAAAGUAAUGUUGCGGGCCUAUGCGAAUUGCCGGCGGAGUUCAUCCGGCCGGAGGCGGAGCAGCCCCGCUUCACCACGUUCGAGGGGGCGGAUGCGGAGGUGCCGGUGGUUGAUUUCGGCGGCGAGUGGGAAACGGUGGUGAAGGCGGUUUGCGAGGCGAGCAGCAAAUGGGGGUUAUUCCAGAUUGUGAACCACAGCAUCUCCGGCGAAGUUAUAGACAAUUUACAGAGGGUUGGGCGGCUGUUUUUCGAGCUACCGAAUGAGGAGAAAACGGCAUAUGCGAGGGAUCCAGAGAGCAAGAGCCUUGAUGGCUAUGGAAGUAGGCUUAGAAAUGGUUGGGUUGAUCACUUGUUCAACAAAAUAUGGCCUCCUAACGCCGUUGAUUAUCGCUUCUGGCCCAAAACUCCGCCUGAUUAUAGGGAGGUUACUGAAGAGUACGGAAAAAAUCUGCAAGAAGUGGUGGAGAAGCUGCUGGGGUGCCUAUCGUUAGGGUUGGGGCUAGGGGUGGAGGAGUUGAAGACGGCGGUGGGAGGUGAGGAGCUCGUCUACAACCUCAAGAUCAACUAUUACCCACCGUGCCCCCGGCCGGACUUGGUUCUUGGGGUGCCGGCGCACACCGAUCUUUCCGCCUUAACAAUUUUGGUGCCAAAUCAAGUUCAAGGACUCCAAGUUUUCCGAGAUCAACAUUGGUACAAUGUUUCAUACAUUCCUAAUGCCUUGAUCAUCCACAUUGGAGACCAAAUUGAGAUAUUGAGCAAUGGGAAAUACAAAGCAGUGCUUCACAGAUCAGUGGUAAACAAGGAGAUAACAAGAAUUUCAUGGCCGGUUUUCAUGGAGCCACCUCCACAUCUUGAAGUCGGCCCUCAUCCUAAACUUCUUAAUCAACAAAAUCAGCCCAAAUAUAAGACCAAGAAGUUUAGUGAUUAUGCUUAUUGCAAGCUCAACAACAUUCCUCAGUGAAUUUAUAUUUUAGAUUUCCUUUUUCAAUAACCACUGUCCCUGUAUAUGGAGGCGUUAAUUUUGAGAUUAAUUAAUUAGAUUCGUCUUUGUAACUUUAUUGGUAUUGUAUUAAUUGAUAAUACACAAAUUAAAGAACAUCAAGAGAAGGAUUAUAUAUCCGCGGAUUUGGCUGUUGUUAA